AUGACCAUAAUUCCGCCCGGUGCCAAGCUGGCGCCUGUUGAUCUCCCGCCGCCCCCGCCUGCGGCAGACCCCCGCGAGCCAGAGGGCACGCGGCGCGUGUCUAGAACUCCUGGCCGCGCAAAGUCGCCAUACAGCAGUCGCGCCAACUCGCCCACGCGUCCGCGUGCCGAGUCCGGCAGCCCUCCCCCGCUGCUCGCGCCCAAGCCCCGUAACGCAUCCGGACAGGGGUCAAUAAGCAAGCAUGGGUCUGUGCACCUCUCGCGGCCCAGCUCGCCAAGCAGCAUCCACUCGAGCGGAAGCGCGAUCUUUGAGCGUGACAUUGAGAUGCCUGCUGCCCAGAGCCUCAGCACGCUCGGCCACAAGGGAAGCCGCGUGUUCCACCACCCGCACGGCUCGACGCUCGAGCACACGGUCCCCGCCGUGCUCGACGACGCGGUCGAGGCGCUCACUGCGUCUGGGCCCGAUAGCAUUGGCGAGCUCGAGAUCGAAGCGCCUGCGUCCACGACGGGCGCCGCGCGCUCUGGCUCGGCCAGUCUCUCGCCGGCGCUGCGCUCGCGCGUCGCGUCUAUGCCGCUCAGCGCAAGCCGGUCGCCCUCCCCCGAAUCGAGCCCGCACCCGCCGCACGCUCCCCCUCUCUCGCUGAUCGCGGCCGCUCUCGCACCCCACAUUCAGUCGAAGAGCCCGACGACCUCGCCGACCGCCGUUGACACCCUGCAGAGCAUGCCCGACUCGCCCACCCAGAUGUACCACGGCAAGCACCGUCCCGCGCCAUUGCGGCAUCUCUCGACGGGGCCCCAGCUGCCGGGCGGAUGGGCAUUUACGGACGAGGACUCUACGGGCGCAACCGCCAUCAGAAGCGAGAGCACGAGCGGCGCUUUGACUCCCAUGCCAACUGCCCUCCCGUCGCACCUGACGCCGACAAAGGAGAAGCGCCGCGUCAGCUUCAUCUCGUACAACGACCUGUUACUCAGCGUCCCGACCGCUGUCACGUCUCUUGACGACAUUACCACUGGCAACCACGCUCCUGACCACCUCCCGGGCACCGUGUCGCCAAGCGUGCCGUCGCGCUCGCCCGUCAUGGCCGCGAGUCCCAGCUGCCUCUCUGGACCUGUGGUGCCCGACAUGCUCCGCCCGCUCGGUGGCAGCAUUCUGGAGGGCGAGUGGCAGCGCGAGGGCCUCGGUAAGGGCCUCGAGCAGCGCCUCGAGGACCUUGCGUUCAACGACAAGCACGUGACUCCGGAACAGAAGGCCUAA
Cutaneotrichosporon cavernicola is the source of this 1254-nucleotide messenger RNA. RefSeq lists its product as uncharacterized. Lineage: Eukaryota; Fungi; Basidiomycota; Tremellomycetes; Trichosporonales; Trichosporonaceae. The record is from RefSeq and is a predicted model, not a curated record. The coding region runs from base 1 to 1254 and encodes 417 amino acids. The transcript has 2 exons.